AUGUCUUUGGUGUCAGAAGAAGACGUAGAUGCGGAAAAUGUGCAAGCAGCGAGACAGAUGUUGGCAGAACGAAUAUGGGCAUGGUGUUCAGAGAGGCACGCUGGGCAGACCCAGGCGCCGGGCGGUCCUCCGCUGCGCUGCCUCACGCAGCUUGAUUUGGCGACCUCAGGCCUAAGAGCGUUACCACCACCUCAGGUGUUGGGUGCGCUGCCCUGUUUACGCAUUUUGAAUCUUGGCCGUAACAAACUGAAAUGCCUAUGUGGAGGAUUGCUGCAAUGUAGUGGGCUUGAGGAAUUGUAUCUUGACGACAACUACUUAACCUCGAUUCGCGGGGAACUGAAAAAUUUGCACUGUCUGAGAGUGCUUUCUGCAAGCAGAAAUUCAAUCUUUAGCGCUGAAGUAGGGGCUCUUAGUAUCCUCCAAAUUAGCGAUUCAAUUGGAGCUUUAAUGCUAAUCCGAUUUUCACCUGUUUUAAAGGAAACUGUUAAUGAAUUAAAGCAAAUGCAUAGGAUAGAAGUGGUUGAUCUUCGACAAAAUCAUCUAUGCUGCGAUUCGACAUACGCCCUCUUAAUGUGGAGAACACUGCCGAAUCUCUCACUUCUUGAUGGACGUGGAAAAUUUCAGGACUCUGCUUCAUUUGCAGCAAUCAAACGAACCAGGAAACAGGCGAAAGGCGGCCCAAGGCGUCAAGCGAAAGAAAUGUCUGGAAAUGCACAUGUAAUCUUUAUGCAAUGGGCGGAUACAAAGGCAUUUUUCGUUUAUCAUAGGAAAAAGAAGCAGAGCUCAGAAGCCACAGUUUGUGAGCGAUUUCACCGAAGCCAGCUACGGAAAGUUUAUCUGUCAAAAUCCACUCAAACAGCCGUACAAGAAAAUACUGAAUGUCUGAUGCGUAAUAGUGUGACUCUGGAAACUCAUUCGGACUUAUGA
Hydatigera taeniaeformis is the source of this 927-nucleotide messenger RNA. NCBI's taxonomy places the organism in Eukaryota, Metazoa, Platyhelminthes, Cestoda, Cyclophyllidea, Taeniidae. The record is from the annotation of a GenBank genome assembly.